Molecule: messenger RNA, 2020 nt
Organism: Macadamia integrifolia
Lineage: Eukaryota; Viridiplantae; Streptophyta; Magnoliopsida; Proteales; Proteaceae
Product: mannan endo-1,4-beta-mannosidase 6
Exons: 6
Coding region: 466-1863 (465 amino acids)
Molecular function (GO): hydrolase activity, hydrolyzing O-glycosyl compounds
Source: RefSeq, a predicted model, not a curated record
UCCAACAUUCUACUCCAAGUCUGCUAAUAAGUGAUAUCUAUGGCUCACUCUUUCUCUUGAUUUACCAUUUGGUUCUCAAUACCCUCCUCCCAUUCUUUCGGAUCAAGCAUUUGGUUCUCUGGAAAUUUCUCAUGUGGGGUAUCACCUACUACGUGUCUGCACAAGCGUCCCUAUACCCAAUCGAGGAAGAUAGAUUUGAUCUUGUAACUUGUCUUUGCAGUGAUGUUUAUACCUACCCUUCUACAUUUGUUUCUCUCUCUGCCAGAGGGGAUGGGCUGAGAGCAAAGGAAACUGCAAGGCAGAAAACCAUGGAAAUCUUUCUUUGCUUCAAAGGCAGUUGCCUUUUUGUUUCCUUAAUUGCUCUUUCUUUACUUUGUCACAGUCAUUGACACUAUUUAUUUGUUUUCUGUAUAUAAAUGUGGGAAGUAGAGGGGGAUUUAGCUGAGUUAGGUUGAGUCAGUAAGCAUGGAUCAGAGAACCACAACAUUCUCAAAUUUUGGAUUCAUAAUCAUUUUCUUAGUUUCCAAUUUUAUGUUCUUGUUUGGGAAUUCGAGCUUCAACCAUGUUGGCUUUGGUGAAUUUGCUGAUAGGCACUUCCCAUAUUCUAGUAGCUAUCAUGGGAUUCAUGAUAUGGGUGAUAUUGAUGGUGAUGAAUGGACAAUGGUGGAGAAGAAAGGAAACCAAUUCAUGGUUAACGACCAGCCAUUUUACAUUAAUGGGUUCAAUACCUACUGGUUGAUGGUCUUUGCCGUUGAUCAAUCCACUAGGGGCAAGGUCAGUGAGGUCUUCAGAGAGGCCUCUUCUGUGGGUCUUACUGUCUGUAGGACUUGGGCUUUUAACGAUGGCCAAUGGCGAGCACUCCAGAAAUCUCCUUUAUCUUACGAUGAAGACGUUUUCAAGGCGCUGGAUUUUGUAGUUAGCGAGGCCAAGAAAUACAAGAUCAGGCUUAUAUUGUCCUUGGUUAACAAUUGGGAUGCAUAUGGAGGCAAAGCACAAUAUGUAAAAUGGGGAAAAGCUGCUGGCCUGAAUCUAUCUUCAGAUGAUGAUUUUUUCUCCGAUUCUACUAUUAAAUCCUAUUAUAAGAAUUAUGUCAAGACAGUUCUUAAUAGAGUCAAUACAAUCACGAAUGUGACCUACAAGGACGACCCAACAAUUUUUGCUUGGGAGUUGAUGAAUGAGCCUCGAUGUACCUCGGAUCCCUCUGGGGAUAAAUUGCAGGCCUGGAUACAAGAAAUGGCAAUCCAUGUCAAAACAAUUGACCCAAAUCAUCUGCUGGAGAUUGGAUUGGAAGGAUUUUAUGGUCCCUCAGUGCCUGAUAGACUUCAGGUCAACCCAAACGCAUAUGCUCAACAAGUGGGAACAGACUUUAUUCGGAACCAUCGAGCUCUGGGUGUUGAUUUUGCCUCUGUUCACAUCUAUGCAGACUCUUGGAUUUCACAAUCAAUUUCUGAUGCUCACAUCCAAUUCGUCAAGUCAUGGAUGGAAGCUCACAUCAAAGAUGCUGAGAAUACACUUGGCAUGCCUGUUGUGUUUGCCGAGUUUGGUGUAUCAGCAAGAGACACUGGUUAUAAUGCUUCAUUCAGAGAUACCCUUAUCAGUACAGUCUACAGCACCCUUUUGGCAUCCACGAGGAAAGGAGGGAGUGGUGGUGGGAGCCUUUUAUGGCAAAUUUUUCCAGAUGGAACAGACUACAUGGACGAUGGGUAUGCCAUUGUUCUAUCCAAAUCCCGAUCAACAUCAAAUAUCAUUUCUCUCCAAUCUACAAGGCUUAUGCUCUUCAACUCCCUGUGUUCUAUGAAGUGCCAUUGGGGAUGCAGGAAGAAGAAUGCUUUGGAUGGCUUUCUUUACCUUAAUGAUCUUUGAAAUAAUGUAUUGAUCAUAUUACAUUAAUACAACCAACUUGGUUGAGAUUGUAAAUUUUACUUACCAGUCAAAAGAGAAAGAGAGAGAGAGAGUGAGAGAGAGAGAGAGUGUGUAAAUUUUACUGCUACAAAUUAUGAAGUAUUUGUCUAUUAAGUAA